Racocetra fulgida is the source of this 1349-nucleotide messenger RNA. The record is from the annotation of a GenBank genome assembly. NCBI's taxonomy places the organism in Eukaryota, Fungi, Glomeromycota, Glomeromycetes, Diversisporales, Gigasporaceae.
GAACUUUAAAUUUGGCAUCAUCAUCUAAUUCAAAAACUCCUAAAGGAACUUUAAAUUUAGCAUCAUCAUCUAAUUCAAAAGUACAUCAAGCUGGCAUCACAUCAAAAAAUUUAAUACAAGAGAGAAAUCCUAAAGGAAGUUUAAAUUUAGCAUCAUCAUCUAAUUCAAAAGUACAUCAAGUUGACAUCGCAUCAAAUACUUCUUUAAUACAAGAGAGAAAUCCUAAAGGAACUUUAAAUUUGACAUCAUCAUCUAAUUCAAAAGUACAUCAAAUCGCAACCACAUCAAAAACUUCUUUAAUACAAGAGAGAACCCCUAAAAAAUCAACAAAAUUAAUUAGUAUGUAUCGAUGCGAAGAAAUUGUUUGGAGUAAUAUAGAAUAUAUAUUGAGCUCAAGUCAAUAUGAGCCAUUGUCUGACCAAGUCGGAGGCGAUCAUAUAAAAUACUGGCCAGCAUUAGUUCAUCAACGAUUAAAAGAACCACAUGAUAAUGGAUUUGAAAUUUUAUAUUCCUUAAAGCCAUUAAUGUUGCCUGGAAUAAUGAAACUAUCAUACAAAUCCAUCCUACCGUGGCUAGCCUAUGAUGCUUCAAAUUCAAUACAAACGGUUGAAAAGGCAAUAUAUAGUGAUAGUCAAAUUCAUUUGUUAAGGAAUACAAAACGUGGUGAACUAGCCAGUGCUUACCUUAAAGCUAUUAAACGGGCAAAAGAGGUUGCUUCAACAUUCACCACAUCACACCAAUAUAAGUAUACUAUACCAUCUUCAUUUUUUGCAAAAGUCGAGAGUGCGAGUGAAACGAGAUUACUACAACAAAUGGAAACAUAUCCACAUUACAGAAAAAUUCUAUUAGGCACUGAAGUAUUGCGAGAAGAUGACUAUGUUCGUUUGACACGUGCUUCAUAUAAUUCUAGUGACAAAUUACCAAUUUUUAAAAUAAAUACAAUUUUUUUAAAUGCUCUAAAUAAAAUUCAACUAAGCGGUGAGAUGUUUAUCAGAGGUCCACCGAAGAAUGGCGAGAAUGUGCCAACUUUAAUUCGAAUGAAUAAAGAAAAAUUCGAAUAUACUUUGGAUUUAUCCGAAAUUGCUGGGCGGUACUACAAACUGCACCCAGGCAUCACCCGUAGCAUGUCUGUUACUAUUCCAUUGCCAUAUCCUGAUCGGAAAUCGUUAGUUGACGAAGCUUUAAAGCAGGAUGUAUGUGAGACUAGUCCAAGGAAACAAAUGGCCAAACGAUCAAUGGCAUUACCGCCAUUACCAUCUUCAAGCAACAAAAAGUUCAAGGCCAAUGAUGAUGCUAAAUUUAAAGUUCCUUUAGGAGUUUUUGAAUUAGAUGAUGAUGCCAAAUUUAAA